Cokeromyces recurvatus is the source of this 505-nucleotide messenger RNA. RefSeq lists its product as uncharacterized. The record is from RefSeq and is a predicted model, not a curated record. The coding region runs from base 24 to 425 and encodes 133 amino acids. Gene Ontology annotation, molecular function: 2 iron, 2 sulfur cluster binding. Gene Ontology annotation, cellular component: mitochondrion; cytoplasm. Gene Ontology annotation, biological process: iron-sulfur cluster assembly. NCBI's taxonomy places the organism in Eukaryota, Fungi, Mucoromycota, Mucoromycetes, Mucorales, Mucoraceae. The transcript has 3 exons.
UUUUUUUUCUUGUUUUCUUCAUUAUGAUUCCUACAUUAAUUAAUAGACAAAUCUUAAAGUCAACUAUUCUUGAAAGUAGCCCGCGUAAAUUAAGACUACGAAAAGCACCUUUAACAUUGACCUCAGCAGCCGUAACAAGAUUAAGAGAAAUGUCACAAGGAGACAAACCACAAUUCUUAAGGGUUGGUGUUAAAAGUAAAGGCUGCUCUGGAAACUCUUAUAUGCUUGAAUUUACAGAUAAAAAGGGGAAAUUUGAUGAAGCAGUUAACCAAGAAGAUGUCACAGUAUUAGUCGAUUCAAAGGCACUGUUAACUAUUUUAGGUUCAGAGAUGGAUUACGUUGAGGAUAGCUUAUCUUCGCAAUUUGUAUUUCAUAAUCCAAAUGUUAAAGGAACUUGUGGUUGUGGUGAAUCAUUUACUGUAUAAAUUAUUUUACUCUAAUGGAAUAAAAAAAAAAAAUGACAGCAGCAUAAAAAUAUUUGAAAUAACUCAGCAACAAAAAAAAA